CAGAAGCAGAUCAUCUUAGGCGCCCGGUCAGGCGGUCGCAGCUUACACCCCACAAUGGCUGCCAAUCAACUCUUCGCACCAACACUGAUCACCUUAAUCGCCGCAACCUUCUUUGCACUGAUGUGCAGCUCGCCACAAGUACGGGCCAUGAACUACACGUUCAUGAAGGACGCGAGUCGGGCGCCGAACGUGUCCUACUACGACUACAUCAUCGUGGGCGGCGGCACGGCGGGGUGCCCGCUGGCGGCCACGCUGUCGGAGCGCUCCCGCGUGCUCCUGCUGGAGCGCGGCGGCUCUCCCUACGACGACGAGCGCAUCGGGGACAUGACCCGCUUCGCGGACACGCUGUCCGAUACCUCCCCGGGCUCCCCCGCGCAGCGGUUCGUGUCCGAGGACGGCGUCAUCAACUCGCGCCCCCGGGUGCUGGGCGGCGGCAGCUGCAUCAACGCCGGCUUCUACACGCGGGCCGGCGAUAACUACGUGCGGGAUGUUGGGUGGGACCUGGACGCCGCCAAGGCGGCGUACCGGUGGGUGGAGGACGUGGUGGCGUUCCAGCCGGAGCUGGGGCCCUGGCAGGCCGCGCUGCAGAGCGGGCUGCUCGAGUCCGGGAUCGCGCCGGACAACGGCUUCACGUUCGACCACAUCGACGGGACCAAGGUCGGCGGCUCGAUUUUCGACGCCGACGGGCGGCGGCACACGGCCGCGGACCUGCUGAGGUACGCGCGCCCCGACGGGAUCGACGUGCUGCUCCGGGCCAGGGUCGCCAAGAUCCUGUUCAAUGUCAGAGGGAGACGGCCGGUGGCGCGCGGCGUGGUGUUCCACGACUCCGCGGGGCGGAUGCACAAGGCGUACCUCAACGCGGGCCGCGGCAACGAGAUCAUCCUCUCGGCGGGCGCCAUGGGCAGCCCCCAGCUGCUGAUGCUCAGCGGCGUCGGCCCAGCCGGUCACCUGAGGUCGUUCGGCAUCACCCUCGUCCACGACCAGCCUGAGGUCGGGCAGGGGAUGUCCGACAACCCCAUGAACGCCAUCUUCGUGCCGUCGCCUUCCCCGGUCGAGAUCUCGCUCAUCCAGGUCGUCGGCAUCACCCAGGUCGGGAGCUACAUCGAGGGCGCCAGCGGGUCCAACUGGGGUGUCGGGCUCGUGUCCUCUGGCCGCCACCGGCACCGGCACCGGCACCGGCACCGGCACCGCAACUUCGGCAUGUUCUCUCCACAGACGGGGCAGCUGGCCACGGUGCCCCCGAAGCAGCGCACACCGGAGGCCAUCGCGCGCGCGGUGGAGGCAAUGAGGCAGCUCGACGACUCGGUCCUCCGCGGCGGCUUCAUCCUGGAGAAGGUGCUUGGACCGCUGUCCACGGGGCACCUCGAGCUCCGCAACCGCAACCCCGACGACAACCCGGCGGUGACGUUCAACUACUUCUCGCACCCCGAGGACCUCCGCCGCUGCGUGGCCGGCCUGUCGGUCAUCGAGCGCGUCAUCCAGUCCAAGGCCUUCGAGAAUUUCACGUACACCUCCUUCUCCAUGGAGACGCUGCUCAACAUAUCGACUGGGUUCCCGGUGAACCUGCUGCCCCGGCACGACAACGACUCCACGUCGCUGGAGCAGUUCUGCAAGGACACUGUCAUGACCAUCUGGCACUACCACGGCGGCUGCCAGGUCGGAAGGGUCGUCGACGCCGAAUACCGGGUGCUCGGCGUCGACGCGCUUCGUGUCAUCGACGGCUCCACUUUCAACGCCUCGCCAGGAACCAACCCGCAGGCCACCGUCAUGAUGCUCGGCAGGUAUAUGGGCGUCAAAAUCCAAAGUGAGAGAUUGAAAGCUGAAGGUUCAGAGGGGACAAAAUUGUAAUCCUAUCAUGAAGUAUUUGAAUUGUAGUAUGUAAUGCUGGGUUCAGUAUUGAUGGUGUGACUCUGAUACGUUGCGCAUAUUGUCGGAACUGUACCAUGCAUCUAAGCUUCAGAUCAUGUAUUCUACUCACCCAGCUUUUUCUCUAAGAAAAAUGAAACCCUGGCUGUAAGUGCCUUGUGCCUAGUGCCAAUUGCCAACGAAGAGUCUUGAAUGGGAAAGAGAAUCCAAUAGUGGGACACGAACUUUAGAGAGACAUAACCAUGGAGCCAAAAGGGAAAGGGAGAUGUUGGAUGCCAAGAGGAUAUCCAUGGUUUAAAACCCUUCGAAAAAUCCAGCUCGCAUAUGCCUUCUCAAGGAUAUGUUCCCUAUAUAAAUCUUGCGAUGCCGCAGGCUCACAGAUAGAGAACAGCAAUGCCAAGAUAAGAAAUAGGAAAAAAAAACUGAUCAAAGAAAUGAAAUUCCUAAGCUGUCCAGUUUCAGGGCUUCUCUUUCUUGGCAGGGAGAGCAUGUGAAGCUGUAGGCUGUAGCUCUGUUCUGUUCAAUCCUCUGCCAAAGGAGAGUUGCCCUGUAACACGACCGAGCUUAAGGUUCACGAUAGUAGGGACCAUUGGUGGUAGUUUCAAGUUUUCCGCUACACUGCAAUUUGGUGUUAUGCCUGCCAAUGGUGAUGCAAAGGUUCGAAUGCUUUGAAUUACUGGGUUUACAUAUUUGUGUCCAAGCAGCUGAAAGAAGUUGAUUGUUUUUCCUUUGUGGCCUUCUCUUUUCAGAAUAUCUGGAUACUAGAUCCUUUUGGUUUACUGCUGCUUCUUUUAACAAAGUGUUUACUGCUAGUGCUACCUCGUAAGGACAGUUUUAUUAUAUGGAUGAAGAAUGGUCAUCAGCAGCUCAGUGCCAUCUAUUUUUGCUAACCUCUGAAUUUUUGUUGGUAAAACUCUUAUGCUGAAUCAGGUACAUGUAUGCUCAGUAAUCUCAUUGAGAUC
This is a messenger RNA of Setaria italica (foxtail millet), 2828 nucleotides long. Its product is annotated as protein HOTHEAD. The transcript has 5 exons. The coding region runs from base 55 to 1848 and encodes 597 amino acids. The record is from RefSeq and is a predicted model, not a curated record. Gene Ontology annotation, molecular function: flavin adenine dinucleotide binding; oxidoreductase activity, acting on CH-OH group of donors. Lineage: Eukaryota; Viridiplantae; Streptophyta; Magnoliopsida; Poales; Poaceae.